Molecule: messenger RNA, 471 nt
Organism: Gracilinanus agilis (Agile Gracile Mouse Opossum)
Lineage: Eukaryota; Metazoa; Chordata; Mammalia; Didelphimorphia; Didelphidae
Product: germinal center-associated signaling and motility protein-like
Exons: 5
Coding region: 1-471 (156 amino acids)
Biological process (GO): negative regulation of lymphocyte migration; regulation of B cell receptor signaling pathway
Source: RefSeq, a predicted model, not a curated record
AUGGGGAACUGUCUCCGGAGCAGAUUCAGAUGGCCCAAGGAUACCCAAGAGGAACACAAGAAGCACAGAAUUGAAAACCCAGAACAGAAAAAGUUCAGACAAAUGGUAUCUAUAUUCAAGAGAAGAAAGAAAGAGUGCCACAAGGAAAAUGAAGAAGUCUCAUCUGCUUUCUAUCAGGAAAACAAUGAAGACAAUGCAAAGGAGCCAUUCUAUGCCCUCAUCAUGCACGGGCCCCAACGAAGACCUUCCAUGAACUCCACAGAUGACGGUUAUGAGAAUGUUGGCCCCAGGCAUAUGACCAAACAACUAGCUGACAGGCGUGAGACAGAAUAUGCUGUUCUUAGGGUCUCUUCUAGCCCCCAGCCUCCCUACAGCUUCCAGGAUGAGGAAUAUGAACUUAUUAUGCCCAUUACCCAUACUCAUUACCCAUCCCACCUCAACCUGAUAAAUUCAGGGAAUCUGAAUAGAUAG